Molecule: messenger RNA, 1376 nt
Organism: Myxocyprinus asiaticus (Chinese sucker)
Lineage: Eukaryota; Metazoa; Chordata; Actinopteri; Cypriniformes; Catostomidae
Product: VIP peptides-like
Exons: 5
Coding region: 130-561 (143 amino acids)
Biological process (GO): positive regulation of cell population proliferation; growth hormone secretion; adenylate cyclase-activating G protein-coupled receptor signaling pathway
Cellular component (GO): extracellular region; terminal bouton; perikaryon
Molecular function (GO): growth hormone-releasing hormone activity; growth hormone-releasing hormone receptor binding; peptide hormone receptor binding
Source: RefSeq, a predicted model, not a curated record
AAUGAAACCAAACCCUAAGCAAGAAUAACCAACAUCUCAUUCUAUCUCACUCUUUCUCUCUUAUUUUCACACAUUCAACCUUCAAAGGAGCACAUCAGCAACCACAUACAAGGAAAAACACAAGUCAGAAUGAUGGAGAGAUCUGCCCUUCUGACACUCUGCUGCCUGUUCCUGCUGGCAACAUCCUGCCCAAUCUGUCCAUCACUGAGGUUUGGUCAGAGAGCGGCUGCAAUACUGAUGACCUCCUCCAUUGAUGAUCCAGUACAGCUGCAGGCAGACACUUCCUCUCACACAACAGAUGCUGAGUUUGGUUUUAGGUCUGGAAGACAUGCUGAUGCCAUCUUUACCAACAGCUACAGAAAAGUUCUUGGUCAAAUAUCUGCCAGAAAAUUCCUUCAGACUGUUAUGGGCAAAAGAACUGGACCAGAAACUCAAAACUCCGUAAAACGCCAGCCCAGCAUUUAUGGAGACACUUACAAGCAAGAUAUGUUUGUAAUUCAGAGGGAACAAAGUUACAGAAAGCCACAAACUGUUAAAAAAACCACUGCAAGUUCUCAGUAGUUAUGUACCAAUUAAACAUCUGAAAACUGUGAACAGUCUUUAUACAUAGAUUUGCAGCAUUUCAUAGUGGAUUAUUAAAACUCCAUUCACCCAUCCCACAGUUCCCUGUGCACUGAGUGUGUAUACGCACUGACACCAAGUGUUUGGAAGGUCUACAACAGGAAUAAGGAGUCCCUCAUUGAAAAUACAUCUCGAUUCUGAUUCACAGUCUUAGUGUUUAAUCAAGUUACAGAGUAAUUUAAAAAUGUAUUUGAAGCAGCAGACAAAAAUGCUUUGCAAUGUCACAAUUCAUUCUAGCCCAUGUCAGAAAAAAAAAAUACUUUUUUUUCAAUUCAUGAGCAAGUUUAAAUGAAAAUCAUGCUGUUCACAGAUAUCUCUAAAGCAUUCCCAUGGGAUGUUCUGUAAAGCACGUCUGAGCACACAACUGUAACAUGGGGGUUUAACAAAGGGUUAAUGAAAUGUUACUUACGGUUUAAUCCUGGAAGUUUUGUAUGGUCCACUCUGUACCAUUUUAUUAUGUUUUUUUAUAAUUGUUAGUAAUGUAUAAAAUUAAGUCUCAUUAAUACAUUGCAUAAUAUAUAUUUAGUAUUAUAGGGAAAUCAGCCACACAAAGAGCAGAGGUGUUUUUGUUUUAUUUUCAUAAAAAAAAAAAAAAACUUUUGUGUUUGCCAUCUGUGUUGUGAUGACUGGGAGAAAAAUUCCACAUUCUGUUUACUUGAUGAAAACAAAAACUCCUUGUUCUGAUGUCAUUAUAAAAAAAGAAAUAAAAACAAGGGGGAAAAAAACAAAACUCUAAGACCAUGUUGUAUUAUUUA